CAGUUAUCAAGUGACCACUGACACGAGCGGACGCAUUAUCAAUGACGCUCCUUAUAUAUUUAAUUAGUGUAUUUUUAUUUGUGAAUGUCAAAACUAAUUGGGUGGCUGAUUAUGGACCGUUUAAAACUUUACUAUACUCCGAUUGGAUCACAUGCGAUCACAAUAAGAGCUUGGAUUUAAGUGUCAACGAAACACUUGUUUACUUUUAUGAUUUUCAAAAUAACUUCAAUCUCAGUUACACAAUCGAAGGAGCUAUUGAAGCAUUUACUCAAGUUUAUAAUUUAGACGUUUCAAGACGCGUUAUAUUAUUCGUACCUGGGUAUAAAUCUCACGUAUAUAAAAGUGCUUCCGAAAUAAUCAGGAAUGCCUUCAAAGAUGUUCAGAAUAUAUACUUAAUGAUAAUAGACCAUUCAGCGUACACGUCUGCUAAUGGAGGAAAAUUGAAAAGCUACGAACGUUCCGUUCACUAUUCAUACUACCUGGGUGAGGCUGUUGGGGAUCUUCUUGUAAAAUUGAGAAUUUAUGGAUUUACAUCGCAAAAUAUGCACUGCAUCGGGCACAGCUUGGGAAGCCAAAUUCUUGGCUAUGCUGGUUCGAGUUACUUGAACAGAACAGCGGAAAAAGUUUGGAGAAUAACCGGGAUAGACCCAGCAGGGCCUUGCUUUUCAAAUACAUUCAUUCAAGAGCAAUUAAGGUCAGGAGUUGCUGAAUAUGUGGAAGUAUAUCACUGUAACGCUGGUGGCUUGGGUACGACGAGUGUCCUAGCUGACAUAGAUUUCUUCGUGAACGAUGGCAAAAUUCAGCCGAAUUGCGAUGCUGGCUUCCUUUCGAGUCUCGGCGAUUCUGAUGCAAAGUGUAGCCACAAAUCAUGUAUGCGAUAUUGGGCUGAGACAGUUAAUCAUCCUGCAUGGUAUUUGGCGUGGAAAUGUGAUUCAUAUAAGGAAUUCUCUCAUGGGAGAUGCGCUGCUAACGAAGUGACGAUAGCCGGUUACUCGAACCCAGGAAAUGCAACUGGUGUUUUCUAUCUCUCUACGGAGGCUUAUAAAAUAGAUUAGACUUAUGUAUAUCUAUAGAUGGAUAAUUAUUUAUAGUGCAGUGAUAGUUCUUGAUACUUUUGUUAUUAUCACGUAAGGUAACCGUAGUCUGUUUCAGAAUCGACGUGAUUAUUUAUGAUAUAUGUAAUUUUCAUAGUAAAAUCAAUAAUUCCUUGCAUUAAUAGUUAGUGACUGUUUUUUUCUAUGUCAUAACAAUAACGUUGUUUUACUUAAUAUAUAACGUGGUCUCUUUAAUGGGUUACAUAAUGUGAUCAUUAUUUCAUGCUACCCGAUUGUUAGCUUUAAAUAACUGUAUACAAAUACAAUUUUGAGAAGU
Nymphalis io (European peacock) is the source of this 1371-nucleotide messenger RNA. Its product is annotated as phospholipase A1-like. Bases 42 to 1055 code for a protein of 337 amino acids. Lineage: Eukaryota; Metazoa; Arthropoda; Insecta; Lepidoptera; Nymphalidae. The record is from RefSeq and is a predicted model, not a curated record. The transcript is spliced from 2 exons. Gene Ontology annotation, molecular function: lipase activity.